Aspergillus luchuensis is the source of this 942-nucleotide messenger RNA. RefSeq lists its product as uncharacterized. Bases 1 to 942 code for a protein of 313 amino acids. The record is from RefSeq and is a predicted model, not a curated record. NCBI's taxonomy places the organism in Eukaryota, Fungi, Ascomycota, Eurotiomycetes, Eurotiales, Aspergillaceae. The transcript has 3 exons.
AUGCCUACCACAGUAGCUAUCGCUGGGCUGACGGGAAAAUUUGCGCAGUGUAUAGCCAGAUCGCUGCAGGCGUAUCCUGACGUAUAUAUCCGAGGCUACUGUCGGAGUCCAGAGAAGCUGCCGCAUUCUCUUCUGCUGGCAAGGAAUGUCGAGGUAAUCAAAGGCGAAUUCGAUGACAGGGCUGCAGCGCGUUUGUUUGUUAAGGGAGCCAACGUGGUUAUUUGCUGCUAUUUUGGCAGCCCGGAAGUGAUGGUACGGGGACAAAAGGUCCUGAUAGACGCUUGUGAAGAAUUGAAUGUCCCUCGGUACAUUGCUGGUGACUUCGCUGUGGAUUACACGAACAUACCGGCCAAUGCUAUUUUUCCGAAAGAUUCGGCGCGGAUUAUUAGGGAGUAUCUCCUAGCCACAAAAGAAACAGUUGCAGGAGUCCAUAUCCUAACAGGUGGCUUGAUGGAGACGUUCUGGAGCGAGUUCUUUGGAUGUUGGGAUCGCACUACCCGUUCAAUCUCUUUCUGGGGCACGGGCGAGGAGACAUGGGAUCUAACAACCUAUGAGACCGCAGCUGCUUACACAGCGGCGGUUGCAUUGGAUAAAAGUGCAGUUGGAGUACUGAGAUUCCGCGGUGACCGCAAAACUAUCCUUGAGAUCAAAGGCUGCUUUGACGAUGUCUAUACUGCCCCACUCAACCUUGUGAACCGGGGAUCUAUCGAAGAGCUACACGCGACGGUACUGGACUCGUUCAGAAAAAGUCCCAGUGAUGUGAUGAGCUGGGCACCAAAAUGUUUUGCAUACUGGUGCGUUCAGCCUGAAACCCAAUUGGGUGAUACACUAGAUAAUGAUCGUUACGAGAGUGUACAAGCUACAGACCUGAGAACAUUUUUCUUAUCUCACGCUGUAGACGAACUUCAUCGUGCGGAUCAGGAGCUCGGAUAUAGAAACUAG